AUGGCGUCUCGUGUAGUUCUUUCUCGUCUCAUUUUUAUCAUAUCUUUCGCUCUUCAAGCGCUAAACGUGCUCAGUGAAAGUGCGCAACCCACACGUAAUCAGCAUCGAAGAGCGUUACUAGAACAACAAACGACCGGCGCGGAAAAAGAUGACGUAUCUUUAAGCAGAGUGGAACGUCUGGAGCGCUUGCGACAGAAGAGACAUCAUCGUCGUCACCAUCAAGGAUCGACGGCGGCAACGUUAGCAGCACUUCGAGACGACAGGGAAUUUUCUUUACUUCCGACGAGAGAAGGAAAAGAGGAGGAAAAAUGGACGAGACAAAGCGAGAGACUUCAAAGACGAGAGAAGGAGAGAAUGGAGAGAUUGAGACUGAAACGAGAGAUGGAAGGAGGAGGAGAAGAAGAAGAAGAAGAAGAUAAAGAUGCCGUUGUGGCGAAGACGGCGACUUAUGUGAAGGAAGCGAGUUUCUCGAACUCUGCUUCUGAUUCUCCUCAGUCGUUACCGGCGGUGCACGUCUUAAAUUUAGUAACGGGCACUGGUUUAGGACAAAUAGUUACCGCUUUGGUGCCAAUUUUAGAAACACUGAAACACGCCGGAUACGAAACGUUUGCUGUGCACGAAUGCGGAGGAGAUCCGCCCUGGAAAACUGAUUGGGAAAAGUUGGUUUCCUGUGAAGAACGAACAGAGAAGAAUAACAUUUAUCAUAAUUUUAAGAGAACGUACGAGAUUGGAGGUAAGCAGACUUUGAUGGAAGUGAUGAAGGAGUACGAGAAAUACGAGAGCAGCAACGAAGUAGAUCAUCUCAACGGGAAUAUGAACGAUUGGAAAGAGAUUUUGAGUAGUAAAGAGAUUUAUGGGAAUGCGAAAAAGAUGUUGAUGGUGCAGCAAAUGCAUAAUAAAUUCGCUCAGACAUCGAGUGAGUCUAUUUGCACUUCGACGCGAUACUGGUUCGAUGCGCCUGUCGGUGAUUUGCUAGAGUUGGUGAGAAAGCCUGAGAGUGAAAUGCAUAGAGUCAUCACCUUUCACAUACGCACGUUCGCGGAUGAAAAUAUUGGUAUUGCUUUUAACGACGAUUUAACGUUGAAUGAGGAAUUAGCGGAGAAACGACGUGACAAGGGGAAAGCACCGGAGCAGAGAAUAGAUCGCAUCAAGAAAGUUGCGCCCGAGUUUCCUAAAAUGAUUCAAAAAAUGGUGGAUGUUUGUACCAUAUUGUUCGAAAGAACGGGUAAAAAGACGCAUGUGGCCGUGGACUCCCAGGCUGUUCGUGAUUAUCUAAGAAAGCAUCGAACAGUCAUGCAAGUAAUUUCGACAGAUAUUGUGAAAAAUGAAGAACACUAUUAUACAGAGCCGGCAUAUUCACUGAAUGAUAUUGCAGAUUGGUACUUAUUGUCUUUAGGACAAACGAUCGUCGGAUUUCCAACAAGUUCGUCUUAUAGUAGUUCUGCUCACUGCAGAGGUGGUAGCGUCAUACAUUACGCAGGCACGGAAAGCGAAUUUACGGAAACAGUGUAUAAGGUAUUGGAAAGCGAAUUUAAGGAGGAUAUCUUUACUUCUGAAACAAUUUCAACCACGGCUCAAUCAAUUGUUGAUAUUGAGAUAGAUACAAAUGCUGAUCCGAAUAAUGAUGAUAAUGGCGACGAAAACGACGUAAAGAUGAAGCUGGAAGAUAUUCCUUUCCCGUCUCCUACGGAUUCUGAGUUUCGGUUUCAUGAAACCUCCUCUGGUAUCCGCACGUGCCUUCCCGGCGUUCCAGCCGAAUACUCUGACGUGCUCACAGCCGAAACCGUAACGGGGAGCUCGAUAUCACCAGACGAAUGUCUUUGGCUGAACGAAGUGAAAGGCACCGGAAUAGCGGCGUCUAAAUUACCUUCAGAUUGUGUUCCAGAUAAAACGGUGUAUUCUUCAUACGCUAACGCGUACCAUUGGGAAAUGCUGAUAUUCAACUUACAAAACAUCAAAGACCGCGAAUGUUUCAUGAAUAGACUCAUGAUUGAGUGCAUGGAUGAUAAGGCUAUGGAGUUGUGCAAAGGUUCGGGAUACAUUAAGCAUUGCGUUCCGUACCCAAAAGCUAUGCGCGCAUCUGACUACGAACGCCCUGAGGGUCAAACCGAGUCAAAAACCGAUUAUAACGCACUCACAUGGAUCAAGGAGAAAGUAGCAUUCUCACUCAUGCACGCCGACAUAUCCGUCUUCACGUUUGAUAGCGACGUACUCUUUUUCGAUGUUCCAGAUUUGGCGGAGAUUCAAGCAACCAAACCAGACGGUAUCAUAUUCUUCCAGCUCGCCUCAAUUGAAGACGAAGAAGUUGAAAAAGCUGGCGAGUUUACGAAGGAGUACCACUCUCAUCAGGAUUUCAAUGCCGGUCAAUUAUUCUGGAAACCAAGCGAAGACAUGAAACGCGUGCUUUUGAAGGCGUUCCGAGCUGGAAACAAAAGUGGUAAGAUCGACGUCCUCGAUCAGUUCUAUUUUUCGGGCACCCUUCGCGAUGAAGAUGAUGGCGCCGUGUGGCAAAAGGCACACCAUUUAUCGUCCAAGUUUGAUUCGGGGUGUUUUCAUCACAGACCUUACGACGAAGAGAAGAAGUUAAAGAGAACGACUUUCCACGCGUGUUGCCAUACUACGUUAAGCCAAAAGCUCCACGGAUUGAACGAAGCGCAGGAGUACUUUUUAGAACACAAGAGGGAACGAGAGCAGCAAUUAUGA
Messenger RNA from Bathycoccus prasinos, 2703 nucleotides. RefSeq lists its product with no specific name. The transcript has a single exon. Bases 1 to 2703 code for a protein of 900 amino acids. The record is from RefSeq and is a predicted model, not a curated record. NCBI's taxonomy places the organism in Eukaryota, Viridiplantae, Chlorophyta, Mamiellophyceae, Mamiellales, Bathycoccaceae.